GACGGUAGACAGACCGCGCAUGGCCACCAGUCGCGCCUCGCCCCGCACGCCGAGUACAGCACGCCGUUCCCUGCGCACCUUGAGAGAGACAGACGCACAUACACACACACAGGCACACCCAGACACCCAGCCAACCCACACACACCCUUACUAGUGCUUCCUCCCUUAACUAGGCUCCGUAAGCAAGUCCUAAGUCAGGGAUCACACUUCUACUUGCCCAUCAGCCGUUCGGCGUCUCCUACCGGGCCUUCUGCGUGAGUUGGGGCUGUGAAGUCUUGUCAAGUCAAGCCCGUGUCAGUAUUAUUAGUCUUAGUGCGUCCAGAGUGACCCCCGAGCGCCCUUCCUCAGCCGUGUUCCCGUCUGAGCGCCGCAUAACCCCCCCUAAGAACUAGGAAGACGGCGACGCUUGCUGUAACGCGGCGGUCAUGGCGGAGAAGAGCAAAUACAAUAUCACAUUCGACGAUCGGGAUCUCGAUGAACAGGAGGAGUGCGAGGCCGUGGAGGUGAGGGGGAGUAACAACGGCGGGCGGCAGAGAUGGAACCGCCAGAUCGAGUUCAUCCUCUCCUCCCUCAGCUACGCCGUUGGGUUGGGCAACAUCUGGCGCUUCCCGUACCUCUGCUACAUGAACGGCGGCGGCGCCUUCCUCAUCCCGUACGGCAUCAUGCUGGUCGUGUGUGGCUUGCCGCUCAUGUUCUUCGAGCUGUGUCUGGGACAGUUUGGCCGCGAGGGACCCAUCACGGUGUGGAAGAUAUGCCCGCUCUUCCAAGGCAUCGGCUACGCCAUGUUCAUGAUCAGCUUCUAUAUUGGCUGCUACUAUAACGUGGUGCUGGCCUGGGCCAUCUACUACAUCUACUCGUCAUUCACGCACACCCUCCCAUGGACCUCCUGUGGCGAUGAGUGGCGUUCAGAGUACUGCAAAGAGUUCAACUCCCGCAACUGUUCCCUCAACGGAGGCAUCAUGAACCUGACGGGCGCGUGCAUCCUCCCCAACAUGACCACGCUGGAGGAGUGGGACAGCCUCAACCACACCACCAGCCUCCUCAAGAGCCCUGCCAACGAGUUCUUCCAUAAUCAUGUGCUGGACAUCACCGAUGGCCUGCACGACUUGGGUGGCCUGCAGGGAAACAUUGUGCUGGCCCUGAUGGUGGCCUGGAUCAUCGUCUACCUGGUCCUCAUCAAGGGAGUAGAGACGUUUGGCAAGGCCGUGUACUUCACCGCAACAUUCCCGUACUUGAUCCUGAUUGUGCUGCUGGUGCGGGCAGCCACCCUGCCCGGCUACAUGGACGGCAUCAACUUCUACCUCACGCCCAAGUGGGACAAACUGUUGACGGCUGGUGUGUGGGGUGAUGCUGCCAUCCAGAUCUUCUUCAGCCUGUCUCCAUGCUGGGGCGGCCUCAUAACACUUUCAUCCUACAAUAAGUUCAACAAUAACUGCUACAGAGAUGCGUUUGUUGUGUCCAUCGGUAACUGCCUCACCAGCUUCUUUGCCGGCUUUGUCAUCUUUGGCAUCAUCGGGUUCAUGGCUCACGAGCUGGGCUUGCCAGUGGACAAAGUGGCUGUGCAAGGAGCGGGCCUGGCGUUCGUGGCUUACCCCGAGGCCGUGGCCCGCCUUCCUCUGUCACCGAUGUGGUCCAUCUUGUUCUUCGCCAUGUUGCUGACUCUGGGUCUUGGCACGCAGUUUACUAUCCUAACCACCAUCAUCACCACCAUUACUGAUGACUUCCCAGCCCUGCGUGGCAAGAACUUCAAGUGGGCCCUCCUAGGUGUCUGCCUGCUCAUGUACACCGUGGGUCUGUCCAUGGCCACCAAGGGAGGCAUGUACGUCCUGCAGAUGAUGGACUUCUACUCUUCCACCUUCUCUGCUUUGAUGGUGGGAAUGUUUGAGGUGGUUGUCGUGACCUGGAUUUAUGGUGUUGACAACUUCCUGGAUGACAUCAAGAAGAUGCUGGGAUUCUACCCCUACCCCAGAAUACUCUGGAAGUGUGUCUGGAAGUACAUCAUGCCUUGUGUGGUUCUGACCAUCUUGGUGUUCACCUGGCUGGACCUUAAGCCAGCAAGAUAUGGCGACUAUGAAUUCCCUUACUGGGCCAACGCCAUUGGCUGGGUGCUGUCCUUCUCCUCCGUCUCCCUCAUACCCAUAGUGGCCAUCGUCAAGAUCCUUCAGGAGAAAGGCUCCCUGCUCGAGCGGCUGAGGAAGCUGGUGCGGCCGCUGCCCGAGUGGGCACCACCCCCAGAGGUGUGCAUCAGGCCAAAUGACUCCUUUGGUGCUAAGCCGCUGCUCAAAGUGACCUCUUUUGAUGAAGAUACUGGAAACAAGAUAUAGACAAACCUCAAGAUCAAUGCAUGAAACACAGGGAAAGUUGCUUCAGCAGGAGGUGCAGCAAAGAAUGGUUGUGUUCCUUAGGAAAAGUUAAUCCAGCACCAGAAGGUACAGCAAAAAAAAUCAUCCGUACCUUCAGCCAACAGAGCCCUGUGGAGUUCCAAGCCUACAACCCAUCUGGCUAAGAAUCAGCUGCAUUAGUGUGCAAACACCAUUUUGUUUACAUGGGAAUAUGAGGAACAUGGUCAGGCAGGUGCCCUCGGGCCAAACACAAGCUCACUGAACCAUUGCGUUCCCCCAAGCACUAUUUUCUGGAAACAAGCUCAACAAUCUAAGACACAACUGGGAAAAUCUUUAGAAGCAAUAAAGUAAUGCCAUUUCAAUGAUUGCAAAGCUUUAUGAAAGUUUUUCUCCACUCCUGUUUUCCGGCACUCAUCUGACUCUGUUCCUAUUUGCCUCAUGUGUGAUAAUACCAUGAUGGUAAACUUUUCUCUGGGGUGGAGAAUAGGCACCAAAGAGCUCAUCUGCUGCAGUAUGGGCAGCAAUCUCACAAAGUAAUAUAGUAGUAAUGUAUUUGUCUUCCUGUACUAUCUGUUGUCUUUGUUAUAGUUUUGAGCAACUAGUUGGUACAUUCUUUACUUUGAAAAUGUUUCUGAACUUGCCCUCAUAUUUGCACUCAUUAUGUCCAUGCUUAGCCUGAUCACCUGCAAUAGGCCCAGAACACUGUGAGACUAGCUAAAACCGUAGUCCUCAUAAACUAAAGAUUCCACAAAUAAAUUAUUCUAAUAGCUAUAUUAUAAAUACUGUGUGCUAUGUUUGAUCAAUAAACUGUCAAGUAUAUUCAUAAGGUGUUAGCAAACCAUACCCUUGUUGGUAGAUAUUACCCUAAACACUAAUUAUUUAUCAUGUAAUGCAUGCAGACGGGUAUUUAGUUAAAGUCGUGUAAGUACUCUUACUUCUCUUGAACAGUUCUUGUAAUUCCAUGAUGUUUGUACGUUAGCCUGUCAGGGGCGUGUCAGCCCUGUAUUUAACGUAACCAGUUGCCACACUGAUGAUAGUUUUGUGAAAGCUAAGUCCCGUUAUUCUGUGCAUCAUUCUAUGUAGGGGAGUGUUCACCAAUACCACAAGUACAAGUCAGACUUUUGAGAUGCUAGGAGUUUUUUGGGAUAAAUACUGAAGGAAAUAACUAACUGACUGUUCAUAGAAUUUAGCAACAUCUUGUAUCCUUGUAAUUAUGUAUUAGUAGCAUAUGCUUCAUUGUUUCAUAUCUAUCUUUGGUUCUUAGUGCAAUUAUGGGCUCAGCAUCACCUGCACAUCUUUUGUUAUUAGCACAUUUAGGCAGCAAAGCACAUCCUGAGGAAAAGUGUCACAGUUGUCCUCAGUAGGUUGAGCUCCUGAUGUCUGACAGCUCUGACAAGUACUCAAGGGGCUUGUGAACAUUCCAUAUCCUUAAGUGUCUAGAGAACAAAUAGUCUGGUCAUGACAUAGGUACAAGGACAUAUUUUUCUUCAAAGACCUCUCCAAAAUGCUGCAUACUUUUAUACCUUCUUAUGGACUUUGUGUCAACAAAUAACUUAGAUAACUUUUCAAGGUUUACACUUGAGACUUUCUGGUAAGCCAUCAUAAUCUAGCGACCAUAUUUUUACACGACCGUAAUAAUAUGAAGACUAUUUUUUUACAAUUAAUAUAUUCCAUAUUAACUUUUCAUGAUUAGAAAAGUUAACAAUGAAGGUGCAAUGUUUGCAUUUUCUUGUCUUGCUACUUCAACUUGUUUCACCAACGUGGGUGGCUCUGGUACCUAAAUUUGAACACUGCACUGGCACAACACAGGCACUCAAAGGAAAAUUUGUUUGACACAAACUUAAAAGAAGCGUAUAAGUUUGCACCAAUGGAGUAUUUGUAAGAAUGAGGCAGACAUCAUGCCAUGAAAGGUCAGUCAGCAUCAGUAUUUGAAGUGGUUGAAUAGUAUGACUUUAGGAGAUGCAUUGUUAUGACACACAUGCCUGUAUGGUGAUGAGAUCUUGCUGACCAUACUCUGUGUGUGCUGCAGAGACACGCUCAUGCAGAACAAUGCAGGUGCUCAUUGUGUAAGAUAUCAACUCUUGGGAGUUGAAAAUUUAUUAUAUUUUAUUAUCACAGUUUAUGAAUGAAUUGAAUGUUAGAGCAAUUAUUUUUACUAAAAACAUCAGAACUGCAAAAAAUGAAUUCAUUUGCAUGUUGUUCCCUUGGGCUGAAACACUGGUGGAGUGAGUCCCUGCAGUCCUGCGACACCAGUGCUUGGCUCUCAGGACACAAUGUGCAAUGUACAGUUUUGAUGGAGCUAUGAAGAGAGAAAUCUUGGUGUACAUACAGUGCUUCCAGGAGUUCCAGAGGCCAACUUAGUAUGUGUAACUAAUCCAUGCAUUUAAAUAUAACCACUGAUUUUUUUACAGAAAUAAAGGAAAAAACUCAAGCUUGGUAUAGUUACAAAACCAUGCAAAUUGCAAUGAACUGCAAUAAAUUGCAUCUAAAUUUAUCAAUAAGUGAGUUCAUUUUGACACAAUGCCACAUUGUAUGAUAUGAUACAAGGCCCAAUUUAAUGUAUUUUGUCAUUCUUGACUAAUAAGUCUAGCAUUCAAGUCUUGGUUCAUAUGCAGAGAAGUCCAUUAAUCAAUUGUAGUUCACCUUUCACUGUGGCUGCAGACUGACUUCAGCAGCCGACUCACUGAUAGCCAUUCACUUAUUCUCAGAGUAAAGAUACAUUUUUUUGGCUCCCCGGCCACAAGUGAAGGGGUUGGCUCAGGAGCAAGUCUUUGUCAGGCAGAGAAAAGAACUUAAUAAUAUUAUGUUGAUGAAAUUUGUUAAUAUUACUUUCCUGUGCCACAUUAAGAUGGAAAGAUUAAAGACAGAGAAUAGAGUGAUAGUUGGAAAUACAUCUCUGGAAACUGGAGUAGAUUUCUGUAUAUCAGUGCAGAGGAAAAGAAUUUUCAUGGCUCUUGCCUUGUGUCUAUGAAGGUACACUUGCAUGGUUUGUGAACAAGGAGAUAAAGGAGACUAUGUUUUGGGAGCGUGAAAACCCCUUCCACUGUGUUUUUUGAGUGACUUGUGUCAAUGUGACUAGUUAUGAGUGAGAGCAGUGCAGCAACACAUUACACUGUCCUUGUUAUAUUACUUAGGGAAGAGAAAGUUCCCAUGUGGCUGUCAUAUCACCAUUGUGUUUACCUCCUUUCCCCUGCUGAGCAGGGUGAGAGCCCACCUGAGAAACAAGAACAUGGGGCAAACCAUUAACACACACACACACACACACACACACACACACAGUUAUUCAUUCUGCCACGUGUGCCUGACCCAACACACAAGGGGUAAAAGAGAUGGUUCUGAGUGUAACCUUUUUGAGAAAGGUGUUCAGGAGGUUCUUAGUUCCAUGGCCAGCCCUCUGAGGCACACAGGGUCGCUUGCACCACAUAAAGGUGAGCAAUGGGACUGCUAUUUCCUGAUGACAUGUACUUAAGAAAAUACAUGUUAUUUUUUUGUGUGUGUGUCAGCUGUUGUUUGUUUAGAUGAAGGGCAGAGCCAGCAAAGCUCAUGUACUUUUCUGCAUAUUUACUAAAAUGUUCUGUGAAAUAUGUGAUACAUUGUACUAUAUUAUGUUUUUUUGUUGAUGUAAAUAUCUGUAUAUCAGCAUGUACAUAAUCCUUAUUAUUUACAUGAUACAAAGCACUUUCAAACUGAAUUUGCAACAAUAUUUAAAUUUCAGAUCUUUAGAGAAAUUACCAAAACAUGAGUUAUAAUAAGAAUAAAAACUAUCAUUAUCUACA
Molecule: messenger RNA, 6118 nt
Organism: Eriocheir sinensis (Chinese mitten crab)
Lineage: Eukaryota; Metazoa; Arthropoda; Malacostraca; Decapoda; Varunidae
Product: sodium- and chloride-dependent glycine transporter 1-like
Exons: 15
Coding region: 426-2324 (632 amino acids)
Biological process (GO): sodium ion transmembrane transport
Cellular component (GO): membrane
Source: RefSeq, a predicted model, not a curated record